This is a messenger RNA of Coniosporium apollinis CBS 100218, 3636 nucleotides long. RefSeq lists its product as uncharacterized. NCBI's taxonomy places the organism in Eukaryota, Fungi, Ascomycota, Dothideomycetes. The transcript has a single exon. The record is from RefSeq and is a predicted model, not a curated record. Bases 1 to 3636 code for a protein of 1211 amino acids.
AUGGCCGCUCUAUCUUCCCCAGAUGGUGAUUACGACAGCUUCAUCUGUUGGUGUAUGGCACAGGGCUCUCCUCAAUCCCGCCAGUUGAGUCCAGCAGCGUUCAACGCGCUCAAGAGGCGCCUCAAGCCGCAGAAUGCGAGCGGUCAGCUCUAUGACAUCCUCUGUCCGGAGGAUGUCUCCCGCAAAGAGUUCAAGAAACUGCUCGUUCACAUGCCUGCGGAGGAGUAUGCUGAGAUCUUCCGCUGCUUGUCGAUGGAGGAGUUGCAGAGUUUCCUCGAGAAUGAAGGCGAUGAGGUAGCUGAGAAGGCGGAAGAGAGAGUCAAAGUAUCUGCCGAUGACCUCGCGAAGACCAGAGAAGUGUUGGCGCAGUUGCAACCGACGCUGCGGCGGUUGCGCGAGUCGCUGCUUCACUUCUUCGAAGUGCCGCGUGCUUCGUCUUUCGGUAUUGCUGAAGAAGAGAAGGAACCUUCCGUGACGGCUGCUGGAGAUCUCGUGAUAGUCCCUUCUCCGAGUGCAGUAUCAGAGAAAGAGCUCUACCACCUCUUCGGCAAAGACAAUGGCUGGACUCGGAAAGAGUUCCGUCAGUUCCUCAAACACGCGCCGCCAGAGGAAAUCGAUGCACUCUGCAGGGCUGCUCUGAUAGAUUCAUUCCACGAGAUCGACGAGGUAGCUGAAGUAGACGACACGCCGCCAGUAUCUGAAACCGCAAUGGCCAAAACGCUCAAACGUAAGAAGAGCAAACAGCACCGCGGUUCUGCUCCUCCGACUAGGCAACAUCGAAAGCGAAGCAACGCACUAACGCCGAACCCGGAACCUCAGCUCGCACUUGUGUCCGUUCCCGCUUCUAACGACAAUCUCUCCACCCCACUCACUCUCGCAGUCUCAAAAAACAGAGUCAGGACCUUCGCCAAACAGCACGCCUUCAACACGAACGCCUCGCUCGACCAGACCCCCGAGGAGCUUGAAGUGUAUCUUCGUCAGGUCCGCAACUUCGCUGAGAAGUGCGGGUUGAGCAGGGAUGAGGCGAAUGAAUGUCGUGCGGAGGCCGAGUUAAGGUACAUGAUUGUUAGGGAGUGGUUGGAGGCAAGGAGGGGGGCGGAGGUGAAGAUAAUGGCUACGGAGGCACUGCUGGGGGUUGGUGGGGGUGUGGAGCGGGAGGAGGAGGUCCUGGCGAUGGAAGGCGGGGAGAAGGUGGAAGGGGAAGAGGAGGCGGCUUCGCUGAACAGGAGCAACAAGGGGAGCAAGAAGAGGAAAAGAGAUGGCGAGGGGGAUGAAGCGGCCAAGGCUGGCUUCUCUGCGCCCGGAGAAUGUAUGACUGAAGGCUCGGGUAAAACCGCCAGGCCAGCCGUUUCAAUUGCUCCAAGAGAUGUGGACCACGAUUCGACGCUGCCGGAGAAGAAAAAGCGAAAAAAGGACAAGAAGGGUGAAAAGUCCAUAUUGCCGAGCAUCAACGGACAUGACGAGCAACACAGUCAGAAUCUUUCCAUACAGAGCGAUCAUCAGUCCGAGGAAAAGGGAAGCCCUGUUCCACCGCCGCAGAGCAAGAAGAGAAGGAAACGAGAUGCCGAAGAAUACAAUACACUCGGUAAUGGGCCUCAAUCGGAAUUGACACACUCUUGGGCCAUGAGCGCCCUUCGAACUAAAAGUACGUCCGCUGCUGAUCCGAGUGGAAGCGCAGUAUCCGCUGUUCCGGAAGAUGUGGUUCAUGAUCAGACGCAGCCGAAGCGGAAGAAGCUGAAGAAGGACAAGCACAUUGAGGAAAAGGUUGAAGAGCAUAUAGAAGUGGAACCGGAGUCUCCCCUUCUUGCUCCGGAGCUUCUCCAUCCUGUCCAGAGACACUUGAAACAGGACCGAAAUGCAACAGUACGUAAAGACGAGGAUCACUCGGAGCCGAAGAAGAAAAAACGAAAGAAGGACAAGAAACCUGAGGAAAAGAGUGAAGAGGGCAUAGAUAUGGAUGCUGAGCCUUCUAUUUCCGUUUUGGAGUCUACUGAGCCGAAGCAAGGACCAUCGAAGCAGAGUCGCACUGCAACAAUAUUUACAGACCAGGGUCAAUCGGAGCGGAAGAAGAAAAAAGGGAAGAAGAACAAGAAGCGGGGAGAGGACCAUGAGGAACGCAUAGGUGCGGAACCAGAGCCUUCCAUCCGCGCAUUGAAGGAUGUUCAGUGCGACCAAAUGCAAUCGAAACAAGAAAGAAAGAAGAGAAAAGACCAGGACUCGAGCAGCGAACAGCGGGACAUCAAGAGGCAUUCAACACAACCGCAGAAAGAACCUUCCAACCCGCCAACACUCCUAGCGCCGGCAUUACCUGCUGAAACUCAACCGCUUGUUAGUGGAAUGAGUAAGAAAGAAAAGCGCCGACAGAAAAGGCAGCGCCAACUGGAAAAGAGGAUCAAGUUUGAGCAACCCCAGAAGUGCGAAACGGAUGCUGUUGACGAACGGCGGGCGGGCCAGCAGGCGCCUUUGAUUGAGGAAUCUCAGCAUGAGGAAGAUCCCCGUGGGGACUACCCAGAGGAACACGACUUGGUCCCGGACUUUGACGAGUCGCUAACGGGAGAGGAGUGGAUUGACGCUGAGCGCAGUUCGCUCAAAUCCGGCGAGGCUCUCAACAGUUCAGCUAUUCUACCACGCGAUGGCGAUCAUGCUGAAAACGCAGAUAUGUCUGACAAUCAGGGCUCGGCCAUGUCUGAGCCAGAACAAAGGUCGCAUACUUCAGACUGCGAGGAGCCCGUCAUCAUGGAAGUUGACGAUGUGCCAUUGGCCGAUCAGGACAAUGGAACCGCUGUAGCAGAGAUUAUCAAGCACGCGGACGAACAUAGCGAUGCAUCGUCUCAAGAUUCUUAUGUCGUACGUGAGCGCUCUGUGGUUUCCGACAGCCCCACCCCGAAAGGGGAGACAGCUUCGGCGUAUUUGCAUGAGGAGGCAGAGGAGAACGUCAUCCCUGAAAGUCCUCAACCACUAGAGGACGCCAAAGCCAAUAGUGUAGCUUCGCGAGACAGCAGCCCGAUCGAGUUCGAUGAAGAUUUGGACGACCUUACUCUCAACCAAGUCAACGGCGUUGGCAACGGCGUUGUCGACGGUAUUUCCACGCGACAUAGCCCCGAAGGGCCCGUUGUUGCAGCAGUAGAAGAAAGUGAACUACGUGUCGACACUCCGGAGCUAUUUGAGGAGCCGAGCGGCACAGAGUUGACGCACUUAUUCCCGGCUGGCGGAGAGAACGCGCCUAGCAUUGCAGGCAUUCUUAACACUGAUGAGUUGCACACUCGCGUCAGUCCAAGCCCGGAAGUCCACCAAAUGCAUGAGUCUGCAGUGGCAGCGAGCGGUCCCGGAGAUUUGCCCGCCCUAGACCCCCAUUCCUACACUGAGCUGAACGAACUUGGUCCAACACUACGUGCGGACUCACAUCAAGAGCAAAACGACACAGCGACCACGCACAAACCAAAACCAAAGCUUCUUGGAGCGAAGAGCAUGGCUCGCAAGCUGAAGUCAGUUCUAAAGAACAAACAAGAGUCGAUCAAGCAGGGAAAAUUGACGUCGAUCCUCAAAAAGGAAUCCGAUUCGAGCAGCCAGCAUUUUCACAACCCGAUGAUUCGCCCAGCGCGCCCGGCGAUGAGGAAAGGCCAGCAGAGCUUGUGA